This is a messenger RNA of Aspergillus thermomutatus, 885 nucleotides long. RefSeq lists its product as uncharacterized. The coding region runs from base 1 to 885 and encodes 294 amino acids. NCBI's taxonomy places the organism in Eukaryota, Fungi, Ascomycota, Eurotiomycetes, Eurotiales, Aspergillaceae. The transcript has a single exon. The record is from RefSeq and is a predicted model, not a curated record.
AUGAAAUACCUUCUUUUCUUUCUCCUCUCGUCUCUCUUGUUUCUGAGCAAGGCCGUUGUGGCCCUCAAACAAUCCAAACCCUCGGAGACGCUCUACUUUUACCAAGCCUAUCUGGUCGAAUUCAAGACAAGGGAUUCCAAACGGCGAAUAAUUGCAAAACUAUGCUCAAAGACUGAUACUCCCUGCACAUACCCAGCAUUUCUGAAGUUUAUUUUGUCCAAAGAAUCAUCGAGAGAAAUCUUCGAAAACCCAGAAUUCAAAGCAAUCAGAACAAUCAUCGAGACAGCCGAUACGACCGAUGUCAUAACCACAUCUCGGAAACUAAGGGAGAAGGAUUUUGACCCUGAAUAUGAUCUCUCCAAACUUCUCGAGGGCACAAGCAAAAAAUCACAAUUUGGUCCUGUCUUCGAAAAGAUAGAUGGGCAGAUCAGGGAUCAGCUAGAUUCUGACAAGGUCGCGGAGCACAGAAAGCCUAUGGCAGAAGGGCUAGAUCUCAUUCAGCACCACCGCAUCGCCGACAACACGGUGAAAUAUUUUAUCCCGGAGCUCGAGAGAGAGUUAGGGAUCAAGUUGGAAACUCGGCCAACGAGUACCCCUGAUGGUUUCGGAUAUCAAGCCUAUGAUACAGAAGCGACAGUCGCGAAACUGAAUGAGUUGGCGAAAAACGAGGCCGAUCCAGAGAAGAAGGCAAAGGCCAUCGCGGACGCUGAAGGUCUGGCACCCAAGAUGCAGAAGCUCGUUACGAAGAUGCGUUCGCCAGAAUAUAAAAAGGAUGUUAAGGGUAAUAAGGCGCUUGAUUCCUUUAAGAGGCACCAGGCUGUGAUUUUCCGAGCGAAGAACACCUUGAAACUAUUAAAAAAAUUAGAAACGCCUGGAAAAUGCUGA